GCAGGUGAAAUCCGGUCGAUCGUGAUUCACGUUUUGCUUGGUUCGCGCGUCAGGAUUGCAGCAGCGUCUAAUGGGCUGACCAGCUUUUGGCAUUUAUUUGCACUGAGAAAAUUUUGCAAAUCACGCCAAGACGAUGGAGGAUGAGGUUAUGACCUUCUAUCCAACAUGGGAGGAGUUUCAAGAUUUUCAGGGGUACAUCGCGUACAUGGAAUCUCAAGGAGCUCAUCUUCGCGGAGUAGCAAAGAUUGUCCCUCCAAAAGAAUGGGUUCCUCGACGCGUCCCAUUGGCAGACGCACUGGACUCUCUGGGCGAUUUCAAGAUAAAACAUCCGAUUCUCCAGAAUCUUAUUCCGCAUGGCGGAAAAGGAAAUAAACCAUUCUUUGUCGUGAACGUCCAGCAGAAAACUUUACCGUUGCGAGAGUUCGUGAAAAAGGCUGACGACAAUGUUGAAUGGUUGAUUUAUGUGCCAACGGCGAAUUUCAGUCCUCCACCAGCCACGUAUGACGACGUCGAUGCGAUGGAACGUUUAUAUUGGAAGUCAUUGUCGACGAAACCUACGCUUUAUGGUGCGGAUAUUUGCGGAAGCUUGACCGACACGGAUGUCAAGGUACCGAAUGUUUAUUUGUAUCUCAUUUGGAAUUGUCAGCAUCUGCCGUCGAUUUUGGAUUGCCUGAAAGACGAUUACACGCAUUCAACUAUCGAUGGUGUGAAUACGCCUUAUUUGUACUUUGGUAUGUGGAAAACUACUUUUGCUGCGCAUACUGAGGAUAUGGAUCUCUACUCCAUUAACUAUAAUCAUCAUGGAGCACCUAAAUUUUGGUACGCUUUGGCCCCGAGCAUGGCCCGAAAGUUCGAAAGAAACGUGAGGCAGACGUUUGUUCAGGAGUUCAAACAAUGUCCGGGAUUCUUGAGGCACAAAUCGUUGCUUUUCCCACCAACCUGGUUCAAGUUUUACUCAAUUCCGUUUUUUAAGGGAAUUCAACGGGAAGGAGAGUUCAUGAUCACAUUCCCCAUGGCGUAUCAUUGGGGAUUUAACUUCGGAUUCAAUAUUGCUGAAUCUACCAAUUUUGCGACGGAGAGGUGGAUUGAAUAUGGGAAGCGUUGUGUUCGCUGUGUGUGCGAACCUGAUCGUGUCAACAUCAGUAUGGAAGCUUUCGUCCGCCGUUUCCAACCAGACCAAUAUAAGGAUUGGCUGUGGGGCAACGACUUGGGUACUCACCCAGCAUAUCCCAAAGACAGGAAAACGCCUGCCCCAGGUCCAUGUGCCGAAGAUCUCGAAUGCACCAGAAUACGUUCGAUUGAAAUGGUCACCCGUCUUGCGGAGCUGCAAGCUGAGAAAGCCUGGAAAGAUGAAGAAGGGCAGAAAAGAGAAGAUGAACGCGGAAGGAAAGCUGCAGAACGGAAAACUAAGAGAAAUAUGGCAUCGAAGAGGCAAGCUACGGCGAGGAAGCUUUCAGAAUCCGAUAAAAAGCUUAAACUUGUUUUGGGGAACACUGAGUUGGUGUUGGAUGAGAUGAAAUCAGAGGUGAAGGAAGAAAGCUUUGAAGAGCCGGGCCUAGUUUUGGAGUGUAUUGAGGAUGAUGCAGAACUUGGGCAGUGUGAUCAAGCUACCAAAAGUAGCGACAGUAUCAGCGUUAUUGGUAUUGAUGAGGUCCACGGGCAAUCCACGGAUUUCGAAACCAGUGUUUCUGCUAUUGACGAAGAUCCAUCGGCUCACAAGGAGCACAUGGAAGAUGCGUACGAAACAGAGAGUCAGUGGAUUGACCAACGUGUUGAAUUAGAUGAAUCAGAGAGGAUGAAAGGGUCUUUUGGAGACACCGAUUACCAAAGUUCGUGUGGGAAUUACUUGAUCACUCAAGAACCGUUGGGGAAGAUUGAGAUGAUCGGGACUACUCAUUUGGAACAGCCGAAUCAAUGCAGCAGUCCAAUGCCAGCAGAUUAUGCGACUUUGGUUGACAUGGAUCAUAAAAUGCCUGGUGGAAGUCAGUCUCCGCUUCUCCCAGAUACUCCGGAAUCAAGUUGCGAUUCAAGAAAAAACUCCGAGGAAGUGUUCGGAGUGGAGCACAGGAUUUCUCCAUUGGGUACAGAACAUGGCUCAGACAAUGACUCCUUUGAAGAUGACGAGAAGUACAAACGCGCAGUAAUUCCAAAGUUGAAGGCCACUAAGAAAGAAAAGAUCAGGGCAGAGAAUCAACAUCAAGCCUCGUCAUCUGUCCGAGAUGCAGCGGACAUGGAAAAGCACAUGAAGCGAUCCCUUGCACCGUCCCACGGUGCGAAUAAACCGGGUCGGAUCCAAGGCCCCCAGAGUGCCAUCAUCCAUGUCCGGUCGACGCUUGCGAAACCACGCAACGUUGAAAGAAUUGAGCAAAUUAUCAAGGAAAAUCGCAGGGAGUCCCCUCCGAAAGACUACGACGUCUUGGCGCGGAUUAUGUCUCUGUAACGAGGAAUUCAUUUUAUUUUUUUGUUGCGUUGCUCUCUCGUGUUCUCCGUUCGAAUUGUAGUAUUUUGUAAGAAUGUUUUUUGACGGAAUGAUUGCAGUCCGGUGUUAAUUCAAGUGUCCUGAGAAUACCCAUUUUAUUUUAUUUCGAUUAGUUUGAACUCGUCACGUCUUCCUUAGAACAGAAAACUUUUCUUUUAAUAGAGCUUGUCCUGGUUCCGCGCGCUGCAAAGAUUGACGAAACAAAAGCUACUUCGAACUUUUGAAGGAAAAUAUUCUCUGCAAUAUUUUUCUGAAAAUAUUCUCCCCUUCCGGUUUUUUCGUCAGAAUAACAAAAAAAGGAUGAGAACUUUUCCAGUGGUGGAGGAAUGCAAUUUUCUUGCUUCAGUUCAUACGAAGCGUACUUUAAAGCAAAAUGAGAAUUCUCAUCUUUUCAAUUUCCUUGCAUCAGCCUCCCAGUUGAAAAGAAGAAACUUUAGGAAAAAUUCUCAAUUUUUUCCGCAGAAGGUCCGUGGCACUGGGUACGAAAAACUUCUCCCACUACCGGAUGAAUUCUCUUCCACUUUCUAAUCUUUCCAUUAAGAAUAUUUGGCGUGAAGUCGUCUUGCGUGUUGCUUGCGAAAUGUUUAAGGGCACGGGGAACUGGGACAAUACUCGACCAUUAGGACAGUGUUACAGGUUCAGAUACAUUUUUUAUUUUAUUUUUGAUCGCAUUCAAAGGAGUGUGGUCUUGAAAAUGUGAGCGAGGGAUUUCGUUUGGUAACUGCUACUAUUUUAAACUUUUCUGUUGCGCAAAAAUCUUCGCUGCUCAAGCUUUUUUUUUUUUUUUCAAACUUAUUCACGCAUUGCAAAACCCCGUUCUUUAUGCGUGCUUGAUCCCGAUGAGAGCGUGUAUUAGAUUUUUAAUCGCUUGACCUUCGUGUCGCGGAUGUCCGGACGGUCCUUGAAAAUUGAGAUGAUGCACUCCCAAAUUGUACGAUUCUUCGAUUUUUCGUGAAAGGAAUUUUCGGAGAUGGAAAGUUUGAAACGGUCAUUGAUGUUUUUAUAAGAGCAGCUGGUUUUCUGUUUUCUGGAGAAGAUUGACGGAAAAGUUUGAAAGCUGCGGAAUUCGAUCUCGUGUGUGGAAGUUGACAUCCCCGUCGUUCGGAGUGAAUGAUUGAAAUGGUGAAAAAACUUCUUUCGUAGUCAUUCGUCGUUCGAGUUGGAAAAUUUACUUUUAUGGCCUGCGUGUCGGGAAUGAAUCGGAAAGAUAAAAGUAACUGAAUGAAAUUAUGA
Messenger RNA from Notodromas monacha, 3712 nucleotides. Lineage: Eukaryota; Metazoa; Arthropoda; Ostracoda; Podocopida; Cyprididae. The record is from the annotation of a GenBank genome assembly.